ACUUGUCAUCUCCUCCUCGUGUCCAUGAAUUCAAGCCUCUCUGUCUCUUUGUGGGUUCUUCAUGGAUCCCAUCUCUGAUGCAAGUAUUCCACUUCCCUUCUACCACGGAAGCUUCAUCCUCUGCCUUCCUCUGCACCCUUUGUAGUUUUUCCUCAACUACUGGAGAUUUUACCCAUAGAUACACGGCAAAGGGAUCCUCGCUCCUCCUUUUAUCUCCCUGCAAUCACGCAAUCGUUCUUGUGGAGGCAAUGACAUAAGGAUGCCUACUUUCACAACCAUUGCACUCGAGAAUCUGCUUGCGCCCGCCGUAACUCAAUCGACUAUGCAGAGAGGCCCGAAAUCCACCUCCCCAAAUGGAUUCCCGCAAAAUGGUUUGAAGAAGAGCUCGAUUUGUGAUGAGAAGAGGCCACCCCAGCACCUCUUCUUCUCCCCUGCCCUUUACAGAACCCCCGAGCAGACCCCUGUGCCGGAUUCACCGUCCUCCUUCUCGCAGUCGCCUUACAUCCUCGAUUACAAGCGGCGGAAGCCGCGCCUGCAGACAGAAGGGAUCCUGGUUCACCGAAUCGAAGAACCGGCAGGGUAUGGCGGAGAAGUAGCUUUGGGUAAUGGCGAGCCGGACUCAAUGGAGGAGGUUCAGACUGAGGUUUUAAGGAGGUGCAGCGAUGGUGGUGGUGAUGAUUUGUGGAAAAAUGUGGAGAUUAGUGUGGAUGAAGGAGCGGAAACCGGCAGAUUUUUGGAUCCCAGGGUGCCCAAUGUCGUCGUAAUUGACAGGAGAGAGGAGAUGGAGGAGGAUGACGGCCGCACACCAUACUGUCAAAGCGAGUUUUUUGAUGCCAGUGAUGAUUUUUGGCGUGAUGGCUUAUCCUCUCAAGGUUCCCCUUUCUAUCGUUCCAGUCUGCAGGCUGACCUUGAUUUUCUUAAGAUGGAUCUGCUGUUGGAAACUGAAAGGCGGAAAAGGGCAGAAGAAGCUGUUCAGAAUAUGCAUGAGCAGUGGGAAAGGAUUUCAAAGCAGUUGUCUCAAAUUGGUCUUUCAUUACCUAUGCUUGACGAGUCCAGCAACUUAGUUCAAGAGGACGAAGGUGGUUACGCACUGUCCCAGGAAGUUGCUAUUGCACGGUUUGUGGCUGAAGCUAUUGGCAGAGGUCAGGCUCGUGCUGAAGCUGAAGCAAGAGCAGAGGCUGUUAUUAACGCAAAAAAUGUUGAAAUUGCAAGGCUUCAUGAUAAGCUGCAGUAUUAUGAAACUGUAAAUCGUGAAAUAACUCAGAGAAACUUGCAAAAUAUAGAAGCAACUCGCAGGCUUAAACGUUGGAGAAAGAGGAGAAAGAGACUUGUAUGGGGUUGUGUUGGAUUAUCGUUUGUCAUUGGCGCUUGCUUCCUGACAUAUUCAUAUCUCCCACAUGGAGCUACAAAGCCAUCGUUGGCCACCGCAAAGCAGUCUAGUGCAGGCUCAAGCAAGCCAGAGUCCAUAACAAAAUCUUAAACCGAUUGCCAGUUCUCACGAUGCUCAGAAUUCCUUGGCGAACUUCUACAGGUCGCUGGGAUGUGCAGUAACAGGUGUAGGUGAAAUCACUGCUUUAAAAUGCUUCAGUUUGUGCAGCAGUAGUCAAACUUGCCAACUUGGCAAUAAAGCUGUCUGGUGGUGGUUACUUGUAGGAAUCGGCAAGUUUACCCCAGCCACUCAGGCCCAGCUAUUCUGAGCUUCUAAGUGGUUACUGCCUUGUCUGUUAUCAUGGUGCUUACACAAUGGAAAGAUAAAAAGUGGUGUGGUCUUUUCUGAUAAGCGUUGAACAAUGGCAAGACCUGAGUUAGUCACU
This is a messenger RNA of Nymphaea colorata (pocket water lily), 1814 nucleotides long. RefSeq lists its product as uncharacterized. Lineage: Eukaryota; Viridiplantae; Streptophyta; Magnoliopsida; Nymphaeales; Nymphaeaceae. The record is from RefSeq and is a predicted model, not a curated record. The coding region runs from base 260 to 1480 and encodes 406 amino acids. The transcript has 3 exons.